AUGGCCCCAAGCACCACGUACCAGCUCAUCAUAACCACCGAGGCAGACCUCCCCACCGCCCGCAAACGCCGCGCCAUCUAUCUGCGCUCCUUCCUCCUCUUCUAUCUCACCUCCCUCAUCGCCGAGACCAUCUUCCUGGCGGUCGGGGUGUUCAUCAUGACCGGAACCCGCGACCUCUACUACAAGGUCCUGUGGACACUCGUCUUCUGCCCGCUGGGCAUGGGCGGCGCCAUGGGCGGGUUGAUCAACUUGUUUGUUGUCGACCACCACUACGGGAAAAAGGCGGCACAUUUCACAGGUAUCCUUUCGCUACUGGUGCUUAGCAGCUGCAACUACCUGUGCUACAACCUCGACCGGCAUUUCGGGUGGUUCGGGGCCACCGAGCACCCGAUGUGGUUCCAUUGGCGGUAUCCGAUGAUCGGGGGGGUGGGGUAUGCGAAUGGGUUGCUGUUGUUCACGGAUGAAGGGCUGGAACGGUUGGCGCGGUGGGGGCUGUAG
Messenger RNA from Aspergillus japonicus CBS 114.51, 498 nucleotides. RefSeq lists its product as uncharacterized. The transcript has a single exon. The coding region runs from base 1 to 498 and encodes 165 amino acids. The record is from RefSeq and is a predicted model, not a curated record. NCBI's taxonomy places the organism in Eukaryota, Fungi, Ascomycota, Eurotiomycetes, Eurotiales, Aspergillaceae.